AUGCAGAACGGGGAGGCUAUGAGCCCGCAGGACUCCAAGGCAGCAGGGGCUGAGGCCAUGGAGGAGCAGAAGGUCCAGAGCCAGAGCCAGAAUCAGGGGUGUGUGGAGCCCACAGCGCCUCCGCUGCCUCCUCCUUCGCCGCCACCACCGGGGCCACCAGAAUACCCGAGGCCUAGGCUCAUCUUCCACACCCAGCUGGCUCACGGGAGUCCCACAGGCCGCAUCCAUGGAUUCACCAACGUUAAGGAGCUGUAUGCCAAGAUCGCUGAAGUGUUCAACAUCUCCCCCUCAGAGAUCCUGUUCUGCACCCUCAACUCUCAUAAAGUGGACAUGCAGAAACUACUGGGGGGGCAGAUCGGACUGGAAGACUUCAUCUUCGCUCACGUCAGAGGGGAGACCAAGGAGGUGGAGGUGACAAAGACGGAAGACGCCCUGGGCCUGACUAUCACAGACAACGGAGCUGGAUAUGCUUUCAUCAAGAGGAUAAAGGAAGGCAGCACCAUAGACCGGCUGAAGACGGUGUGUGUUGGUGACCACAUCGAGGCCAUCAAUGACCAGAGCAUUGUGGGGUGUCGACACUACGAGGUGGCUAAGAUGCUAAAAGAGCAACCGAGAGGCAUACCCUUCACUCUCCGCCUGGUGGGGCCCAAGAAGGCCUUUGACAUGAUUGGAAUGAGGACCAGAGCGCCAAAGUCCAAUGAGGGUAAGAUGGUGAACGGGAGGGAGACGCUGCGUCUUCGCUCCAAGGGUGCUGCUACAGUUCAGGAAGUGCAGAAUGAGUUUGAAGAACGGGCCACCAAGAAGGUGGACGACCUGCUGGAGAGCUACAUGGGCAUCAGGGACCUGGAGCUGGCGACCACCAUCGUGGAAGCAGGCAAAGACAAGAAGAACCCCGAUGACUUCGCAGAAGCCUUGGACUCAGUUCUGGGAGAUUUUGCUUUCCCUGAUGUGUUUUUGUUUGAUGUAUGGGGAGCUAUUGGAGACGUCAAGAACGGCAGAAUUUAG
Molecule: messenger RNA, 1005 nt
Organism: Chelmon rostratus (copperband butterflyfish)
Lineage: Eukaryota; Metazoa; Chordata; Actinopteri; Chaetodontiformes; Chaetodontidae
Gene: gipc3
Product: GIPC PDZ domain containing family, member 3
Exons: 6
Coding region: 1-1005 (334 amino acids)
Molecular function (GO): protein binding
Source: RefSeq, a predicted model, not a curated record